AUGUCGACGAUUGAUACUCUGCCAGUAUUGCUAGUAAGCACUGUAAAUGAAACAGUAGCUACAACUCUAAUAUUAGAACUGAUAGACAAUGACGUUACGGAAGAAUAUCGUAAAGAAAUUGAGUCUCCGGAUCGUGUGUGGAGGCUAGACAACAAGUACUACAGUGCAGAUGUCAGAGUUCAUAUCCUUACAGACGGGGAAGUGCUCGCCAUAAAUCCCAACUCUGUGGAAGCCCAUAUCAUUUACAUCACUGAGGAUGAGGUAUCAGAAGAGUGCACAGAGCGCGCCGCACGUCGCGCAGGCGCGUGCUGCGAUGCAUGGGAACAAUGCCACGUGCGUGUGCUGCUGGCAGAUUGCAUUGACCAUGAGCCACUCGAGGCAUGGGCGGUAGCGCAGCACGCUGACUUCGUCCCGCGACUGGAAGAGGCUCAAGGACAGGCAGACGAGCCUUUCGCUGAUGCGUAUGGAUUAGAGCGUGCCCGUGCUACUCUGCACGCACACGCCUGGUCCAACCUGCAGCGCAAGGAAGCUCGCUUCUCCGCUUCACUCCCUCCACUUAACGGGACAGACGGUGAAAACGAAUCGGGAGCCUCGUCAGAGUCGGAGCUGGCGUGGGAGGGUUGCGCCUCGGACGAGGAGGUUCGCGCCGUGGAGCGCGCCGAGGCCUUCGCCGCGGCGCUGGGCGCGCUCUCCGCCGCCUCGCCCCCCGCGCACCCCGCGCACCCCGCCCUGCCCCGCCCCGAGCGCCUGCAGCGCGCCGAGGACCUGGUCACGGCCUUCUGCCGCGCUCUCGGCCUGGACCCCGACACGGCCUGA
Arctia plantaginis is the source of this 816-nucleotide messenger RNA. Lineage: Eukaryota; Metazoa; Arthropoda; Insecta; Lepidoptera; Erebidae. The record is from the annotation of a GenBank genome assembly.